Canariomyces notabilis is the source of this 2387-nucleotide messenger RNA. RefSeq lists its product as uncharacterized. Lineage: Eukaryota; Fungi; Ascomycota; Sordariomycetes; Sordariales; Chaetomiaceae. The transcript is spliced from 2 exons. The record is from RefSeq and is a predicted model, not a curated record. Gene Ontology annotation, molecular function: protein binding. Bases 228 to 2057 code for a protein of 609 amino acids.
CCGAUUUGGCGUGCAGUUUCCCGACGGCCUGCUGGGCAGGCAGCUGGCUAUAAGGAAUUGUGCGCAGCGUCAUCGAAUUACAUUGCUUUGUCAGGUUUCUUGCAUCUGCCCACUCCAUUUUUUUGCUCCUCGCAGCUCCGCACCGGGCGGCGCGCAACUUAGCGGCGGCCACCAUGAGACAGUGAGACACAAGCUGCUGGGUUUAGUCCCGCCCUAACCACCGCAUCAUGUUUCCCGAGAACCAUGCAGCACCAGUUCCUCCCUGGCCGGGCCAGGACCUUCCGAGAACUGCGCCCGCGCCGGCGCACAUGGCGGCGCCGAUGACGGAUGGCCGCCCAACGUCAAGCCCAGAGCGGAAUUGCCGGACCCUGCAAGGCCCCUCGGCGAAGGAAUGGGCCCGACAUCGCGACACCAUCAUCGACCUCUACAAACAGUACCCGCUCAAGCGGGUAAACGAGAUCAUGAAAAGACACCAUGGCUUCUCCGCAAGCAAGCGUAUGUAUGACAAGCGCUUUCGGGAGUGGAAUGUCUUCAAGAAUACCAAUGGCGACGAGAAAGAACGGGCCACACGACGGGCACAAGGCUCGCGGCUACCUGUGAGUCCGGGCGCCAGCAGCAACAUUAGCCAGGAAGACUUGCGCCAAACUGUACGAUGUGCCAGGACGAUCAAGCAGGACGUAAGGACAUCGCCGGCAAAUUCCACGCCGGUCAGUCCGGUCAUUCCGGUGUUGCCUUGCCCGGUUCCUCGGGCGCCUGAGAGAGGCAGCAUCAGCAUUUCGGACCUUGUCAGUCAUCCAAAUCCUGGACAGCCAACUGCCGCCAUCGAGUUGCCGAAACUUGGGAUGGCCCCCAACGCACCGGUUCCAUUACCAGAUGGCACAUGCCAGACACCCCACUCAAGCUCGGACUUGUCAGCAGAGCACACGCAGGAUCGCUCCCAGGCCCGUUCCGCGACCACCACCCCAGGGCCCAGUCUGGCCACUUACAGAGCCCAGCUGCACACCCUCGCUAAGUCUCCUCCGCCUUUGGUCGCACCCGACGCAAGGACCCGCACCAUGGACUUCAUCGCUUUGAAGCUCCGGGAGUACUUUGACUGGCAGCUAGAGAACAUCCCUGGAGGUGUGGCCCCGGAUGACUACCUAGGACGGAGAACUUCAGUCGAGUCCACACGGUAUUGGACCACCAUCAAGGAUGCUCUAUAUCUGGUCAAGAUCUCGGCCGGAUCCGUGGACGACCUUGACAACCGGCCGGAUCGGCGGGCCUGGCCGGCCUUUGCUGAGGCAGGGUGCCUUGCCGCCGAAGCCAUGAAGACACAGCCCUUCGACUUCCUUCGGAACCUCUUUGCGACCCUUUCGCCGGCCAACACCAGUGCCCGUCCGGAACUGCGAAGCAUCCUUCUCCAGUUUCUCACCAGCGAAGCGCAGAGCAGCCUCUCGCCGAAUCACCCCAUCACGCAAAUCUGCCAAGAGCUUCAACGCGAUGAUGAUUGCCAGGAAGUGUCGCGGCGCGGCCUGCAGUGCAUGCUCGACAUUUUUAACAGCCGGCUGGGCCCGUCGCGAGCCACCACCUUCAAGCUGCUCGACUCGCUCGCCACGCUUCUGCGGCGCAAUGGUGAGUUCCAUGCUGCCAUGGAGGUCAUAACGGAGCUGCUCAAAUCGUGCCGCGAGACGUUUGGGCCUGAUUCGGACGAGGCUCGGGCGGUUGAAAACGAGCUAGCGCACUUUUAUAUGUCAAUCGACGAGUGCGACCUGGCACUCGGCCACUGCAUGUCGGUCGUGACGCGCCCACCAGCAGCGAGCCAGGAGGGUAAACCCGUCUUCUACCAGGACGGCAUCUCGGCCCAUACGAUGGAAGAUAUUGCCGAGAUUCACCAGCGCCGGGGCGACAUGGAGCAGUCCAUUGCUUGGUUGGAACGCGCCGCUUCCAUUGCGCUCAGCGUGUGGGGCCCCAAGGCGGUUGCUACAGGUCACAUCAUUGACAAAAUGACCAGCCUCCAGCGACAGUUUGGCAAGGAUCUGCUGAGAAGCGCGAAGCUGUGGGAAGCCGCUCUUGAUUAGUGAAGAGCGCUACUAGUAGGCGAGGCAGACGGCCGCCUUACGCCGUACGACGCUCCUUUACCGCUGUGAGUGCAGCAUUACGUGAUACUAGCCUUGGAACUUCUGGAUACCAACAUCGUUGCGACGCCGCGGGUUUGUUGUUGGUGCGGAUGAAUCAUAAGGAUACUUAGUCCUGAACUUGGAGCAACCCAAAAGGGGUAAGGGGGACAUGUAUCUAGUUGAGAAACGGCGCGUAUUCUAGUACCGGCUCGGGCUCAAGAUACAGCGGAUCUACCUACCUAUAUCUCUUCUAAUUCAUAUCAGGAUUAUUUUUGCCAGACGAUUUCCUUC